GGACCUUGCAUUUCAACUUUAUUAAACUUCAGGUUUUAUAUUUUCUCGCAGUUACCAGAUUCUUCCUGAGCACUGUAAGGCACAGGGACCUCGUUUUAUUACACAAAGCCCGGGUUAUCCUACGCUCCCAGACACCAGCCCGUUCCCACGGCCCUCGUUCCUCUUCACUGAGCGGCGCAGGGCAAGGAAGCGGUGAAGGGUCUGGAGCGCACAUCUCCCAUUAGGAGUGGCUUAGUGGGGGUGCUUAGCCUGGAGAAAAGGAGGCUCAGGGGUGACCUUCGCUCUCCACAGCUGCCUGGAAGGAUGCUGGAGUCAGGUGGGAACAGCCUCUUCUCCCAGGCAACCAGCGACAGGACAAAAGGACACAGGUUGUGCCAGGAAGUUAUUUUAGAAGGAGAGAAUACAUCUGAGAAACAAGAUGUCUCAUGCUGGGAGUCGAUACCAAGAUAAGCGGUACAGGCACCAUGAGAACCAUAGAUCUGAUAGAUACAAGGAAGACAGAAGAGAAAGAAAACCAUACCCAUACAAUGCAAGAGCAACAGGAGACAUCCAAGGUGGCCAGCACUCAAGGAACUCUACUGUUUGCUCAGAUCCUUACUCACAGGAGUAUUUUGUCCCAACACCAGAGUUUUAUCCUCCCAAGGAAAGCUUCUCAAUGAAGUGCUCAAAGGUAUGCACAACAAGAGGCAUUUUGAAGUUUGUGGAAAUCACAGUUAACCUCCUGGUGCUGAUUUGCGUGGGCGCUUCCCAAGCUUCUGUUGCAGGCUUCACGUCCCUUGGAGGCCUCGGAUCAUCCUUUAACCUGAACUGGGCCUACAGCCCCUUCGAGGGCACGGAGCUGCAGGAGGUGAGGGAGCUGGACAUGCAGUUCACCCAGAUGAGAGCCCCUUGCGUGUAUGGCGGAGUGGCCUUCAGCUUAACAGUGGCCACGCUCACCCUCGUCUUCCUCGUCGUGGGGGCCAAACCCAUCCAGCAGCUCCGGCCAGGGCUGCUGGCAGGGGAAUGUGCCUUCAGCCUGCUGGCUGGCCUGGCCUACGCGGCGGCCGUGGGGCUGUACCUGCACUUUGUCAGGCAGGUGAACGCCACCGAGGUGUGCAGGAGGCGCGAGCGGCUCUACGCGCGCCGCGGCUACACCUCCAUGAACUGCGCCGUCCAGGGCGGCGACGCGGCCGUCGGCCUCUUCGGAGUCGUGGCUUCCUGCCUGUACUUCGCCAGCUUUGUGGUCUGCAUCCGGGCUAUCCGCACCGUCAGGGCCUUCCAGAGCCGCGCGGCCGAGGCUCAGCACGGCCCCAAGGGCAGCGGUACAGACAGAGGCGUCAGGAGCCACCAUGCCGUGCACAGGAGCUCCGAAAGCUCCCACAACAUCCAGGCUCUCGCCACAUUGGUGUGAAAUCAGCUCUGGGACUGUGCCAGAGAACUGAGGCUUCAGCAAAGGAUGGACACUGGCACACAGGCAACCGGCCCACAGUAUAUUUUUCUACCAGGUGCUGAAGUGUGUAUUGAAUCACCAAUUAUAACCAUUACAAUGACGUAAUAAAAUCGACAUUGAGUGACUGUUUUAACAAGGAUUUUUGCACCGGUCUCUCAAGAUGGACUCCUGCAUUUAAAAUGUGUUUGAUUGUAAUGUUUUCAUCCUGCACAGAGCAAAUCCAAGCAACAGUGGGCUUUUAAGGGGUUACAACUGUGUUGCUGCCAAAUUUGUGCUAACAACCACUUCCUUUCCUCUCCUGAGACAUAGGGAAUUGAACACACAGCUAGGAUAGGCAGCUUUCAACAGAUCCUGUGCCUGUUGUGUGUCCUGUUCUUUUAUCCUGCAGUGCUUACAAAGCAGAGGACAGCCGAGUGCUUCUCUGAAUCCGAAGUUACACUUGUGACCUUUUUUGCCCAGUGAAGCAUUUUAUCUUUUGAGUCACGGGGGUUGACACAUGCCGAUCAUGUGCUCCCUGAGGAAUGCCGCUGGGGGGAACUAGCUGCCGUGUCAAAGGCAGCAUUCAGGGUCCUACUACGUUUUCCCAUCUCACUGAGCACAGAUCAGAACCUGAGAGGCACCACAAUGGUCAGGUAUCAGCUUAGUAAAGAUACCAUUUAUUUCUGUAAGUGGCUAAACAAGGUUUGGCUUGCUGACUCCACAGCCAGAGGUGGGCUGAGUCUGAAUCGGGAACAUGCUGCCUGCCCUGGGAAUGCUACAACAAUGACAGAAAGUACAUAUAUCCUUCCAAUAUCUAAACAGGCAAAGCAUGAGUGAACAGCAGUAAUUGUAUGCCCCAGGGUUGAGAAAAUAAAUUUAAGAGAACAUCUUUCAAGCGUCCUUUGUUUGACGCAGAUGACAUAGAUCACUGGUCUUCAAAGAUGAGGGAGUGAGAAAAAGAAAAGACUGUUCUUCAAGUGCAUAAGAUCUGUCAGCUUGAGAGGAGAGAAAGCUCUGGCCAUUUUAAUUCUUUUCAGUUUUGUCUGGCCCACAGUCAUUGCGCAGAUGAGGCUUUUUUGAACCAUAGUAGAGCUUAUUUACUGCAUACUUCAUACAUACACAUAUGUAUACUAACACACAGAGAGAUCCCAAAGGAUUGUGUUUGAAGCCAAACAAGAAAAUGUUAUGGUUCUGAUUAGAAUUGAUUACAUAAGCCUUUACAAUAAGUAUCAUUUAUGUAAUUCCUUAAAUAUCCCUUUAACACUUUGAACACCAAAAAGCUCCAUGGCAUUAUUAUGCUUAUGGAGAGACAAGAAUAGUGUUUUUCCAAACUUGCUAUGACUCACAGUCAUCAUAGAGUCAGGAAAUUGGGACUUUGAUUUCUAGCUCUUUGCCAAAGCCCAGACCUUCUCUGGUAUGCUGUAAAGCUGCAAAGUCUGUAAAGGGAUGUCUGGCAUGCAGCUAAAGCUGCAGCUGACCACUUGCUGGGCAUCUCUGCCUGCACUCCUGUUCUGUGCUACACCUUGCACAGUUUGAAAGCAGGCUUAGUUACACAAUAACAUACUGUUAUUAACUUAUACAAACAAUAAAAAGCAGCACCUUGAAAGGACAAAUUCAAAAGAUUAUAAAAUGUUGCACGUAAGAAUGCAUAAAUUCAAAUCAGUCUUUAAAUAUGUGCACAGUAUGAAUUUUAAUAUCAGAGGUUCUUACUCUGUCCUGGUUUUGGAUGCAUGCCUGCCAUCACUGUGUAAAAGCAACAAUCAUUUUGGGACCAUUUUGCUUGUCUCUUUUUUCCUUGUGUCUGUGGUAAAGGCUUCAUUUGCUGCAAGAUAAUUCAGUGUUUAGAAAAUGGUGCACAUAGCUCCACUGUGGAGUAUUGCUGUAGUAUUCCUCCCUUGGACACGUGGGUCCUCACAGUCCAUCCAUUUUGGGUCCCUUUCUGGUUAGCAGGAGCAAUUUUAUGUGUUUUAUGUGAAAAGUCAAAAAGUCAGUCCCAGUCACGUUGUCUCAGCUCCUCACCCAGUGGCUUCCCUGCACUCAUCAUCCCCUCAUGUUUCUAACUUUUACAGCCUCAAGUUUAUUCAUUGUAACAGAACUAAUUCUGCUCUCUUUUAAAAUGGUUCCCUCUUUUCCUGUCACUACAGGCUCUAGUAAAAAGUCUCUCUCCAUGUUUAUCAGCCCUCUUUUUUAUAUUGAAAGACAGAAGGGUCUUCCCAGAGCGUUUUCUUCAGGCUGAACAACCCCAACUCUCUCAGUGUGUCUUCAUAGCCAGCCCUCUCAUCAUUGUCCUGGCCCUCCCAUGGACUCACCCCAACAGGUCCAUGUCCUUUCUGUGCUGGGGACCCCUGAACUGGAUGCAGCACUCUGGGUGGGGUCUCACCAGAGCAGAGCAGAGGGGCAGAAUCCCCCCUUUCACCCUGCUGGCCAUGCUGCUUUUGUUGCAGCCCAGGAUAUGAUUUGCUUUCCAGGCUCCAAGAGCACACUGACAGUUCAAAUCCACGUUUUUAUGCACCAUUUUUUAUCCUCCCUGUCCUUUUCCACAGGGGUGCUCUCGAUCCCUUCACCACCCGGUUUCUACUGAUACUGGUGACUGUCCCAGCCCAGGGGCAGGACCUUGCACUUGGCCUUGUUUGAACUUCCUGAGGUUCACAUUGACCCACUCCUUAGGCCUGGAGACCCUGACAGGUGGCUGUGGAUGGCAUCCCUUCCCUCAGGCAUUCCAGCUGUCAGCUUGGUGUCAUCAACAAACAUGCCAAGGCCCUGCAACACUGCAUGCAGAGGAAAAGAAAGCCCCAAAGAAAGCCACAGCCCAGUGAUUGACAGUUUCUUGAAAGUUUUGUGCCUUGAAUUUGUUUUCUUCCCUGAAAAAAGAUUAUGAGGAAAUAAUAAACAGUGCUGUUUCCUCCACUCACCUUCACAGUGGGAAGUAGAGGAGAGUAGAGGGGAAAAUCCCAGAAAUACUUCUCAGAGGAACUAAGGCAGGAAAGAAAAAGCUUUCCUACCUUUUGGGGUGAAGGACAAGCCAAAUACCAUCAGAGCAAUCCAAACCAUCGUGUUUUCCAACUGCAACAACACCAUGCUUGAUGUGCUCUAGAAGAUGUGAAAGGCUUGACUGCGUGAGCUGGGGAGGUGCAAUACAAGAGCAGAGGUUUUCUUUGAGCCUUUCCCUGCUGCUUGCCCCAUGCAUACACGUGUGUGUGUGCCUUACCUGCAUGCAGCCUUCAAGGUCAGCACUGAAAACAAGCUCAGCUGUCUCUCUGACACAGCCCCUGACAGCUUAAUUCACCUGCAGCCAAAGGACUGCACACAGCCAUCAUUCUCAGUCUCUCUUUGGUAAGGGAGAUCCUCAGGGUGUAUCCAGCUUGCCCUCUGUGACCACCACAGCUUCUCACCUGCUGUGAAGGAAACAAGGAUGGCAAAGGCUAAACCUGCCCUUCUCUAAGAGGCUGUCAUGUGGGUAAACAGCACUGCAUCUCUCAGCCUCAAAGCCUUGGGUACAGCAAGAAGCCUCCUGGCACACCAAGCCUUUUCUGAACCUUCACAAAAAGGAUUAAAAUGGCCACCAAGCCCUAGAGAUGCGAGGAAACGGAUGCAGGUUGCAGGGUGAACUGGAGCUGCCUGGCAAGAGAAAAGCCCCACUGCAGAGACAGGUCACUAGUGAAAGGACCUGGGCUGAGUAGCUCAUUCAUCUCAGAGUUACCUGUGAGACUCCUGGCCAGCCCCUUUGGAUUUAAACCAUCAGUUUGCACCAGUCUGCUUUAAUGUGUGAGCAAACAGCUUCAGUCAGUCAGAGAAAAAAUCCUCCAGCUGAGCCCCCCAGCAUUAGCUACCCACAGAGGGACUAUCCCCCCAAAAACUCUCUGAGAAAAACAAUCUGUCUGAAAAAAUGUGUCUCCAUGCCCUAAUCUUUAGGAGGAGACAAAGGGCAUAAGAUAUUUAGGCUGAGAAAGAUAGAAAAAAGAAAUAAAUUAGAGAGGAGGAAGGAGGGGAUGGAAUUCUCUGCCCUGAUCCUGCAUCCAUACACUGAGUAAACUGCCAUGAAAAUCUCAUCAUGCUGGGCUGUGCACCUCUGAGCACCCAUUUUCCUAGAUGUGUCCUUUAUUCAAACAAAUUGAUAAAAUAGUUCAGUCUGGGGUAAAUCUUGUCCAAAAGAGAGCAA
This is a messenger RNA of Oenanthe melanoleuca, 5567 nucleotides long. Its product is annotated as MARVEL domain-containing protein 3-like. The record is from RefSeq and is a predicted model, not a curated record. Bases 419 to 1390 code for a protein of 323 amino acids. Gene Ontology annotation, cellular component: membrane. The transcript is spliced from 4 exons. NCBI's taxonomy places the organism in Eukaryota, Metazoa, Chordata, Aves, Passeriformes, Muscicapidae.